Molecule: messenger RNA, 2441 nt
Organism: Phymastichus coffea
Lineage: Eukaryota; Metazoa; Arthropoda; Insecta; Hymenoptera; Eulophidae
Product: mitochondrial 2-oxoglutarate/malate carrier protein-like
Exons: 8
Coding region: 334-1173 (279 amino acids)
Biological process (GO): succinate transmembrane transport; phosphate ion transmembrane transport; oxaloacetate transport
Molecular function (GO): malate transmembrane transporter activity; antiporter activity; succinate transmembrane transporter activity
Source: RefSeq, a predicted model, not a curated record
CCGGCAGAGGAGGCGGCACCGGACUCUUCGGCAGUAUCGGCGGUAUCUGUUGACUUUUCUGCCUACGUUUUGCGAAAUACACAAGUUUUCCAUUAUCACCUGCGAGCCUUGUCGCUUUGCGUCUUAUUCGAGAGGAGAAUUCGAUAGUCCGAGCGAGGAUGUGGCGUGGGGCAACCCGGACCUUUCGAUGGCGAGCUUUACGGACUCGGAAUUUUUCAGGAGAUUCUGCGCGUCUACGUGCCUCAGGUCGCGCACGUCGUACUCGUCGAUCUUCUUGAUCACGUCGCCCCUCUGAAGAUCAUCGUUCUCAGACUGCAACAACAACAACACAACAUGAUGGCAGCAUCAUGCCUGGUUUAUCCUCUGGACCUAAUCAAAAUUCGUAUGCAGCUGAACGAAUCCGAGACGGCGAGCAACGCCGACGUUUCAUCAAUUUUAAAAAAUGAGGGAGUUACGGCCUUGUACUCGGGAUUGUCCGCUAGUCUACUGAGGCACGCAGCCCACACCACCACAAGACUGGCAAUUUACACGUGGCUGUUCGACUUAGCCUCGAGUGACAGCUACCCGGAUCUUUGGCUACAAAUCGGCCUGGGAACGCUGGCUGGAUGCGUCAGUUCGUUCGUUUGGACACCGGCUGAGCUCGCGUUUAUUCGGCUGGCAGCUAAUAGCCGCUUACCUGUCGAUCAAAGACGCAAUUACAAAAACGUCUUCGACACCGUGAUGCGGGUAGCGAGGGAAGAAGGAUUUUUUACAUUAUGGCGAGGAGCCGUCCUCACUGCAAACUGUACCAUGAUCGUUAGUGGAUUACAAAUCGAAACGUUCAUACACACCCUCAUAAUUCUCGCUAGAAGCGAAUAUUUUGACAGUACGUUGAGUAUAUGGCUGUCCAGCUUUGCGAUUUCUGGCCUAGUCACAGCAGCAAUAGUUACACCGAUCGAUGUGGUCAAAACAAGAGUUCAGAAUAUGACGGCUACCAGAGGAAGAUGGACACAUUCGGACACGAUAGAUGUUUUGAUACAAAUUAUACGCUACGAAGGAGUUUACGCUCUCUGGAAAGGUUUUCUGCCACAUUUUGCUCGAUUAGCACUGCACACUGUUUUUACGUCGAUUUUUAUAGAAAAAAUGACAUUCCAGCAGCUUCCCGAUUUCCCUUUUUUCAACGCCUUUUCAUAACACAGAUUUCAUUUAGCUUCGAGUUCAAACUGACAACAUCUUAUUCGAUAAGUAAAUUUUAUUUGAACAGACCUCGCUAUGUUAAUUUUAUUUUUAUCAAAAUUUUUUUACCGUGUAUGUUUUUAGAUUAAAACGUAUAUUUAUACCAUAAAAUAUAUACUUCUUUUAUUCGGAUAAAAAAUCGGAGCCGAUUCGUCCGUUCACUUUCAGAACCUUCCAUUAUCCCUGCAAAAUUAAACUUGUUGUUGACUCAUAAGUUGACCAAUUUCUAGCCAGCUGAGUAAUUUCCAAUUUUUUCAAAUAAAGUCAUUUACAUGUUUAUAUAUGCAAAAUUGAAGGCUAUAUCUAUGUAUAAUUUUAGAACUACGCUAACACCAUAAAAAUCCCUAACUACUGAAAUUCGGGCCAAGUAGAAAGUCAUCCGAUCUUAAUAAAUUCACUCGUCAAUAUCAUUGGGAUAUUUACGUGAUUUGCUACGUGAAUUCGAAUAUUGAAAAAGGCAGUAUAUUCAAGUAUAUCUUUAAUAUAUUUAUUACCUUAAACUAUACUUAAUAAAUGAUACACCUUUAAGUGUUGUGUCUUUCGGCCGAUAAAAUUUUUUCGUUUUGACGUUUAAAUUCAAAAAUAAAUUAAUUUUUAGUUAAAUGUCAAAAAGAACAUUUUUUUUUAAUCUUCCACUUUUACAUAAUUGGCAGAGGUGUACGCAAGGAAUAGCUCAUAAAUUUGGCUCAAGACUUUGUUGAAGAGUAAAGAAUGAUAUUUUACAAUUGACAUCAUCUAUAUUGAUGUCCGGGCCGAGAGCCAAAAGAACUUGAGCCGCAUAUAAAUUCUGAAAUUUCGUAGCAUAAUGCAGAGCUUAGCGUGGUCUGAAAAUAAGAAUUCACAACACUGACUUGUGUGACCGCAUCGAAAAGAAUGGAAAUGGAAAUGGAAAAAAACGCAGUGUCGCCAUUGACGUCUUUGUGAUCCAGAUUGAAAUGUAGUUCAAUGAAUUGUCUGAUCACCUUCAUGCGAAUAUCUCGGCACACGAAGUUAUUGCUUUCAUUGUGAACGAAGCUUAAAUAAUAUAAUUUUUUAUCAGAAGCGUCAGCCACUGCGGCAUUACCCGUGAAACUGGUGCCCCUUUUUCGUGAUUUUCCGUUCUAAAUAAAUUCAUUUUAUUCGAUGGCGUGACAUUCAGGUAAAAUAAAUUUUCGACACGUUGCGCGUGCCAAAAAGUAAUGUUAGAACACGAGCGGGAAAGAGCCAUUUCACCCUCGCGUGGCGAA